Messenger RNA from Schizosaccharomyces octosporus yFS286, 677 nucleotides. Its product is annotated as ATPase inhibitor. Lineage: Eukaryota; Fungi; Ascomycota; Schizosaccharomycetes; Schizosaccharomycetales; Schizosaccharomycetaceae. The record is from RefSeq and is a predicted model, not a curated record. Gene Ontology annotation, cellular component: mitochondrion. The transcript has a single exon. Gene Ontology annotation, molecular function: ATPase inhibitor activity. Gene Ontology annotation, biological process: negative regulation of ATP-dependent activity. Bases 61 to 363 code for a protein of 100 amino acids.
AGCAACUUAACUUUCCCCCAUCUCAUUUACUUCAUAUAGCCAACAAGUUCAAUUUGCAAUAUGUACAGACUUACUCUUCGCCGUUCAUUUAUUCCUCAACUGUCUCAAGGGAGAAUGUUAGGGGUUAGAACUAUGGCCAGCAAUAACAGUGACGGAGAUUCCACGGAUCCUACUUUGAGCAACGCAACCUCUUCUAGAGAAGGUCCUUUCUCCAAGCGUGGAAAGGCCAAAGAGAAUCAAUUUAUUCAUGAUCUCGAACUUGACCAGCUCAAAAAGUUAAAAGAGCAGUUAAAAUCCCAUCGCGAGAACCUUGAUAAGUUAGAGACAGAAAUUGAUUCCAAGUUACCCAAACAGGAUAAUUAGAGAAUCAUGGUAAAGCUUUUGAUGUCCUUACUUGCUGUGUUUUUACUACCGAUUCAAUCCCUUCUCUUGAAUGCAGCGUUUUAGCCAUUGUAUACGAAAAAGUUAUCAUAAGGUUUGGCUAAAUGAACAAGGAUAACUUAUAAUCAUCUCCUCUUUCGUAAGCAAGAAUCAUUUCAUACUAAAUUUGCUUAUCUAGCUUUCAGAUAAAUGUUAAUCUUAUUCCUUAUGCCUUAGAAAUUUCCAAUUAUACAUGCUUUUUGAAGUGUGCUGAAAAUGAUAAAACUCGUCAUUGCUUAAAACGAUUAGAAAUAACA